UUUUACCCCACAACACCACAACUUCUCAACUCAAAUAAUUUGGUACACGUAACUUAGCUUUUUCAUAUUGGAAAUUCGGAAGAACGCACCCCCAUUCACCGCACUAACAAUGGAAGGGGUUGAUCAUCAAGAAUUCGUUCAAGAACCACAACACAGGCCAAGUCUCUCCACCAUGGAAGCACAAGGAAUUCCAGUCAUAGACCUCUCCCCUAUAACAUCAAACAACACUUCCCCUUCGGCCAUGGACGCGCUGACGAAGGAGAUCGGAAGCGCGUGCAAGGAAUGGGGAUUCUUCCAAGUAACAAACCACGGUGUGCCUGUCUCUCUGAGGCGGAACCUUCUGGAAGCUUCAAAGAAGUUCUUUUCUCAGAGCUUGGAAGAUAAGAAGAAAGUUAGUAGAGAUGAGAGUUCUCCGAGCGGUUACUAUGAGAGUGAGUAUACAAAGGAUGUUAGAGACUGGAAAGAAGUGUUUGAUUUCUUUGCCAAAGAACCGACUCUGUUCCCUGCCACUAUUGAUGAACAUAAUCAUCGAGUUGUUCAAUGGACUAAUAAAUAUCCUCACUAUCCCCCUGCCUUCAGAGAUAUAAUCCAAGAAUAUAUUGAAGAGAUGGAGAAGCUAGCCUACAAGUUGAUGGAGCUUAUAGCUAUGAGCUUAGGCCUUGAAGCUAAGAGAUUUGAGAGAUUUUUCAUUAGAGGACAAACCAGCUUUAUUCGCCUUAAUUAUUAUCCUCCAUGCUCUUUCCCUCACCUUGCUCUUGGAGUUGGCCCACACAAGGAUGAAAGUGCUUUAACCAUUCUUGCUCAAGAUGAGGUUGAAGGACUUGAAGUGAAACGUAAGACAAACCAAGAGUGGGUUAGAGUGAAACCAAAGUCAAAUGAUUAUAUCAUCAACCUUGGUGAUAUUAUUCAGCUUCAAAGUUCAAACCUUGUUCGUAAAUGUGAAACUCUAACGGAGAAUUAUGGACUGCACAGAUCAAUUCUCACCUUCCAACGACCGUUUAUGGAAGUGGAGUGAGAGAACGAUGAUAUCUGGAGAAGCUAAGAGUCACAUUGGCUGCUGUAGAUCCCAAUAUUCCUCUUUUUUUUUUUGAGAGGCUUAAUGGUGAUUCCAUAAGUAGUCCUAAUUGUGUUUAUGGUUACUCGAUUAUGAACAAAAUCUUUUGAUUUUAGAUUAUGAACAAAAUGACUAACAGUACAAAUAAAUAAAGGUGGGCAUGACAUUUUUGUUUUUUAAAAAGAAUAGUAUAAGUAGACAAUAAAUUUAGUGAAUAAUGCAAUUACGCAUAUGAUAAUUUUUUCUUCUCCACUUGUGAUUUUUGUAAUUUUUGUAGAGGUGUAAUGUAUGUUUUUUAUUU
This is a messenger RNA of Arachis stenosperma, 1355 nucleotides long. Its product is annotated as jasmonate-induced oxygenase 2-like. The record is from RefSeq and is a predicted model, not a curated record. The transcript has 3 exons. The coding region runs from base 110 to 1015 and encodes 301 amino acids. Gene Ontology annotation, molecular function: dioxygenase activity. NCBI's taxonomy places the organism in Eukaryota, Viridiplantae, Streptophyta, Magnoliopsida, Fabales, Fabaceae.